CUUCACACACGCUAUACGUACACUACUAUACGUUCCUCUCGACUCAGACAUACCAUGCGCUUUUCAAUAUUCCGGCAUCUUCUUCUUGUUAUCAUGUCUCUUAUUGCUGGCGCCUGCAUCGGUCUUUCUGUUUUCGUUCAAACCGCCUUUGAUCAUAGAAGCGGCGUUAUCCUGAUGGUGUCUGUAGAAGCUAUCACUUUGCUACAAACCUUUGCUUCGGCAAACCACAAAUUCUUGUUCGGAAAGUCCCAAGCAGUUGCCCUAGACUUCGCUGCAGCAGUAUUAUUACUUCCGUUCUCUGCCAUCUUAUUCCUCUUCAUCUUAGACGUUGAGUUGGAUACUAAAAACGACGCCCUUCUCAACGCCCUUCUUGCCCUUCAAAUCCUGGUAAUUGCCAACACUUCCAUGAUUGCUGGAUAUGCGCUUUCUCUUGGUUUCAUUGCAUUGAUAACAGCUUGCUUUUUCGAUCCUGGUGUCUGGCAACGGGACAUUGAUUCAACACCUUCUCCGUUUCCUAUACGUUACGUCUUCUGUCGACUGUUUCUAUUCCUCUUCCCUUGUCUCUCUUCUGGUGAAGGCAUUACACAGUCUACUCCUGAAUCCGGCUCAGAUCACUCACCCGAAUUAUGUCUGCCUGGAUGUGACUGUGGAUCGAAACCAUCGAUGACGCAGAUAACUUCCAAUGAGAUCGAGCAUUCUGAAAACACCGUAUCUUCCAGCCAGGAUCAGAAUUCAGGCAAAUCUUCGAUGUCCUUGUCGAGGUCUCUCGUUAGACUCCCGGAUGAAGUGGAAAGGAGGACUUCAAUAGCGAUUUCUUUUGAAGUGUAGCUCCUGGAUCAGUAUAAUAUGCUUUCCGA
Desarmillaria tabescens is the source of this 857-nucleotide messenger RNA. RefSeq lists its product as uncharacterized. NCBI's taxonomy places the organism in Eukaryota, Fungi, Basidiomycota, Agaricomycetes, Agaricales, Physalacriaceae. The record is from RefSeq and is a predicted model, not a curated record. Bases 55 to 828 code for a protein of 257 amino acids. The transcript has 5 exons.